This is a messenger RNA of Parathielavia appendiculata, 4029 nucleotides long. RefSeq lists its product as uncharacterized. Lineage: Eukaryota; Fungi; Ascomycota; Sordariomycetes; Sordariales; Chaetomiaceae. The transcript is spliced from 5 exons. The record is from RefSeq and is a predicted model, not a curated record. Gene Ontology annotation, biological process: mRNA splicing, via spliceosome. Gene Ontology annotation, cellular component: U2 snRNP; nucleus. Gene Ontology annotation, molecular function: protein binding; U2 snRNA binding. The coding region runs from base 1 to 4029 and encodes 1342 amino acids.
AUGGCCUUUCAGACCAACGUGUUCCGAGACGGAGAGUGGGUGACUGAAACGGUCAACCUGCACUCAGUCCUGAAGUCGCAGAAAGAAGGUCCCAGGGCUUCCGCAAGGAAGGAUCCUCAGAAGCCCCCGCGAUGCGGCUUGCUCACGAGAACCCUCGUUGAGAGCGCUCUCGCCAACUUCAUUCUGCCCGUUAGGCUGCGGUCUCCGGAUCACAACGACAUCGCUUUCGUAGGGCCCUCUGUGCUAACAUUGGCUCAGGACCACUUUGUUCAGAUUUGCGAACUCCAAAAAGAAGGUCGGCUUAAAAAAAUCAUCCGAAAGAAUGAUUUUGGAUACCGCAUUCGGAAUGCCUGCGUCGUAGGCUCCUUCGCCCUCCCGGAGCUCAACGACGAGGCCGUUGCAGGCCCUUCCGCCUACCCUACGAUAAAGCCAGAGGACGACCACGUGGACCCGUUUCGCUUCGAGUCGCCUAGACAGCCAGGCAUGAGCAUCGAGCUGCCCCCUCAGCUGCUGGUGUUAGUCUUGGAGACCGGGGACAGUGUCUUCCUCUUCGUCCAGCCAGGGCACAAUAGCCGACCCAAGUUCGUUGUCUCACGCUUUGGAAACCCCAAACACAUGACAGGACAUCUUGGCUUCCACCUGGCUGUGAAUCCAAGCUCCCGCUACUUGGCCAUGGGGGGCCCUACAGACCACUUCGUCGUCCAUGAGCUCGAGCCUCAUCACCUCCUAAACGAGAGAUACCUCCGUAAUGAGCCCCUACGACCCAUAAAAUCCUUCCGUCUUCGCACCGUACGGGGGGUGAUACACAAGAUGACCUUCUUGCACCCGCGGCCGGGAGAUGACCAACACAUUAUCCUCCUGCUUGUCAUCGUCCGACAUGGCAAAUCGAGAACCGUCAUCUAUGAGUGGGAGUUGGGGGAUGACCUGAAAGCCGUCUUUUACGAGGAGAAACAGGGCCAUCGAAUGCCUGUUGAGCAUCAGAUGCCGCUGUUGCUGAUUCCGCUGACGGUUCAAUCUGCCUUCAUAUCCAUUUCUCCCGGUCAUAUCGCUAUCUGUACUGAGUGCCUUCAUGGCCCGCCCAGGUUCGAGAACAGAGAGAUGGCAACGCCUGCCCCCACCAUCAUUCACCGGAGACACCAUCAGCCGCUGUGGACAGCGUGGGCUAGACCUCCACGACUCCAGUCCUACAACAAGAAUCACGACUGUCUUUAUCUCGCGCGGGAGGAUGGCGUGGUCCUCUUCAUAGACGCGGACCAGGACGGCGAACUAGCCAGCAUCCAUAUCAUUGACCCGUUCCCUUGCAACAUCUCCGCUGCUUUUGCCUGCCUCCCUGAUUCCACUACCGAUGUCCUUGUUAUCGGCAGCGACUCCGGCCCCGGAGGAUACUGGAAGAUCCCUCCUAGACAAGCUGCUGUACUCCUUGGGACAUUGCCAAACUGGGCACCAGUUGUCGAUCUGACAACCACCGACGUGGGUUCCGGGUCGCCCGAGGAAGCUCACAAUGACACGGCCUUAAUUCCGUGGCAGCAGGCCAAACCUCGGAAGCCGGACCGCAUCUUUGCCACCUGCGAGGGCGGGAACAAGGGCUCCAUCACAGAACUCAGAUACGGGCUGAAAGCGAAUAUCGGUCUAGACCUCGAAUAUGGGGCAGGUAUGAGACAGGCCUGGUUUCUGCGCUUCUACGACCCGAGCUCGUUCGACGGGUACCUGCUGCUGCUUGCAAUGCCCGACUCCACUGCAGCCCUCCUAUUACCGAGCGACUUCUCCAGCGCUACAGCAGUAGCGGCCGGAAUGAUACCGUAUGACCUGUCAUCGACCACGCUGUCCUUGGUGGUUUCCGGGCCCCUAACCACACAGACUACACGUCACAACAUAGUACUGGUGAAUCAACAUCGGAGCGUCUUGCUUCCAUGGCAUUCUCUGCCGGGGCUUUCGGAAGCUUUCGUGUCGGACGCUUGCGUCUACGAUGACUGCGUUGCGGUCUCAGCACAUACAGACGCGCAAUUUCAAAUCCAUGUGUUCAAAAUUGAUCCGGAUUGCCUCACGCUGGCGCACUUCCAUACACUGAACAUCGAUGGGGAGGUGACUUGCCUGUCCCUCGGCGCCCAGUACACCAUCCUUGCUGGCAUCCGGAAAGGGACCCAAACCCUCCUGGCAUACGCUUCAUUAAAGCAGCCCGUGGCCGGUAUUGAAUUAGUCCAUCUGACCCAUUUCGGGAUUUCCGGCCCUCAGACUCCCUCUUUGUUGGAAGGUAUCGAGAGCAUCGUGUCCGCCCGGGAUACCAUCAUCCUCGGUACCCGAAGCGGAGAAGUAGUAACGGUGGAAAACAUCUCCGGCCUUGGCUCUGUCAACUGCAUAAAGUUCGGCACGUCGGCGGCGAUUGUCAGCUGUGGGUAUCGGGCUGGUGCAACAGAACCUACAAUUCUCGUCUGUUGCGACAACGACCUUGUGUCUUUCCCUCUCGUUAAACAUGGGAGUCACAGUGGUGAUGGCGUCUCGCUGAAAACGAAACUUCGGGUUUGGCCCGUGGAUGCUAGCAAACCGGAGGCCGUUCCGCCGCCUAUACACAUGGCCAAAGUCGUGGAUAUGCCGUCCGACGAUGGCAUUGCGCCAAUCCUGAUGAUAUCCGGCUCAAGGCUCUUGCUCGCCGACAUGUAUGAGGAGCCGGGACCGGUGCACCGAAGCAUUCCCGUCGAGGGCGCCCCCAACAGGGUGAUAUACUGCCAGUUUACGCAGUGCCUUGUAGUGGCCGUGAACCGGUAUGAUGGGCCGAAUCUGGUUUUGAUCAACCCUGACACCGGGGAAGACGUUGGCAAACCGACCGACAAGAAUAAGGUGCCCCAACCCUGCAUCGCAGGCUUGGGAAAGGAAGGAGACCGGAUCUUUGGUCUAGCAGAGUGGAACUACAAGAGGGAUGGCAACGUUUGGAACUUCAUACUCGUCACCACCAAGAGCGGCCGCCUCAUCGUCGUCACCACCGAGAAACUAGCCUCUCGCGACGGCGGCCAAACAACAUUCCGCUACUGGACGCGGUUUCGAAAGGAGGUCGCCGACCCGAUCUACUCGGUCAUCGGCUACGACGAGGGCCUGAUCUACUGCGCCGGUCAGACAAUCCACUGGGAGGUGCUCGACACGCAAGAGAAGCGCCUCAAGCCGCUCAAGUCGUUCGCCCUCGGCUCCCCCGCCACGAGCCUGCGCAUCUCCAACGACAAGCUCGUGGCCCUGACACACAGCGAGUCGCUCGUCGUGCUCGACAACCUCGACACGGACGAGGCAAACACCCGCCUCUGUCACGUCGACCCCUGGCGCCGCAACGGCUUUGACUCGAUCGAGAUCGCCCUCCCGGACCUGACGCCCAAGUUAAGAUCCGGCAUCAACCUCGUCGCCGAUAGGGAAUGCGGCGUGGCAGGGCUCUGGAUCCCCUGGGACACGCCCGACAGGGAGUGCGAGGUGGUGUUUGAGGCGGAGCUAUCCUCGUCGAUCCGCAGGUUCCGCCGCGCCAGGACGCGCCCCGUCUGGGAGCAGCAGCAUCAUCGCCCGCCUAGGUAUGGCCGGCUGCCUGCCACAGCGGACGACGCCGAGAUACUGGGCGUGUCGCUGAAUGGCGCCUUGUAUGGGUUUACGCUGCUCUCCGUCGAGGCCUGGCGGCUGUUAAGGUUCUUGCAGAAUCUGGCAGGACAGAGUGCCGAGCUGUGCCCGUUUGCCACGAGCUUGUCGCGGCAGAGGGCCCAGCUGCACGGUCAACCAAGUCAGCAGCAGCAGCAGCAGCUGGGCGAAGAUGGGGAUCCGGAACCGAAGUUGGCGUAUGGGCUAGAGAUGCAGGUGGAUGGGGAUGUGCUGAGGCGGUGUCUGGAGAGGAGGGCGCUGGAGAGGUUGGUGUGGAAGCAGGGGCAUGUGAAGAGGCUUAUGGAGUUUCUGGCGGACCUCGAUGGGGGGCUACAUACGGCUGGCCUGGCGGAGGGGGAUCAUAAGGGGUAUUUCCAACUGGCUUAUCAGGUGCUAGAGUAUUAUUUGUCGCCGGCGCUGUGA